This is a messenger RNA of Rotaria sp. Silwood1, 600 nucleotides long. NCBI's taxonomy places the organism in Eukaryota, Metazoa, Rotifera, Eurotatoria, Philodinida, Philodinidae. The record is from the annotation of a GenBank genome assembly.
AUGGGCACAAAGAAAACGACUAAAGAAACGGACAAUUUUGAUCUAUGUCUUCUUUUUGGUCUCUCAGGAUUCUUGAUAGGUGGUAUUGCUUUAGCUACUGUGCUUACAUUAUAUCUUGGACAAGAAUCAUGUACGAGCGAAUCGACAACAAUAACAACAGAGACAACAUCAACGACAACAACGGUGACAACAACAACAGAAACUACAACAUCAACAACAACAACCACGACAUCAACGACAGCGACGACAAGCACUACCACAACGAGUACAACACAAACCGUUGCACAAAAUGCGACUAGUGCACAGUAUUAUUGUGGACGUACGUCAUCGUAUACGCUUUGGCAACUAUAUAGUGCUAGUGGAUUAUACAUGGAUAUUGAUUCGAGCGCCUGUGGUUUCAAUUCAACUCCACUCUACUUCACUAGUGUGUCUGGUACUAGCUCGCAUUGGGAUCUAACGGGUUAUACAGCUAUUUAUUCAUCGACAAAGAAUUCAUUUCGAGUUUAUACUCAGUCAAUUAGUGGUGCAGCUAGUUCAAGUUUGCUUUCUUUGGCCCAAACAUAUGGAUGGAAUGUGGAAUGGAUUGGUGUUUCUCUUUAG